Molecule: messenger RNA, 2493 nt
Organism: Archocentrus centrarchus (flier cichlid)
Lineage: Eukaryota; Metazoa; Chordata; Actinopteri; Cichliformes; Cichlidae
Gene: htr3b
Product: 5-hydroxytryptamine (serotonin) receptor 3B
Exons: 11
Coding region: 1-1530 (509 amino acids)
Biological process (GO): monoatomic ion transmembrane transport
Cellular component (GO): postsynaptic membrane
Molecular function (GO): transmembrane signaling receptor activity; extracellular ligand-gated monoatomic ion channel activity
Source: RefSeq, a predicted model, not a curated record
AUGCUUUCAGCACUGCCUCCGCCUCAAACCAGCUCCAUCUGUCAGUCAUUGGUCGCUAAAGUAAAAGAAGCGCGCACCCGCUACGUGAAUGUCGGGACAUUUCCUCAGGGAAAUCACUUUGGAUAUGACUCUUGGAUAACACCUGUAAUCUUGAUUUUUAGCUUCAUGUCUCUCGUUUGGCUGACACUACUGAUCUCAGCCCAUCUGGCUGAAUGUGUGCCAGAGAAGCCGAAGAGAUCAGCUCUCAACCAGCUGACCAGGACUCUGUUGAGGAACUACAACUGCGGUGUUCGACCUGUUCACAAUUGGACCACAUCUACUACUGUUUACAUAGACCUCAUGCUACAGUCUGUCCUUGAUGUGGAUGGAAAGACUCAGAGCAUCACUACAAGUCUUUGGUACAGACAGAUCUGGAGAGAUGAGUUCCUGGUUUGGGAUCCAGAGGAGUUUGAUGACAUCAAUGAGAUCUCGCUGUCAUCUGAUGCUAUCUGGAUACCUGAUGUUAUCGUUAGUGAAUUUGUGGACGAAGGGAAGUCCCCUCCAAUCCCCUACGUUUACGUCAACUCUUCUGGCUCAGUAAAGAACUCUCGGCCCAUACAGGCAGUGCUAGCUUGCAGCUUGGAGUUGUAUGCCUUUCCAUUUGACAAGCAGAAUUGCAGCCUCACCUUCCGAAGCUGGCUUCACUCAGUGAAAGAAAUAAACUUGGCUCUGCUGAGGAAUGAAAGCGCCACUGCCAAUAUGAAGCAGUUCAUGAAUCAUGGAGAAUGGGAACUGCUGUCCAUUCCUUCACGCUACUGGCUGAGCCGCCAAGACAACACUGACUACGCCCACAUCCGGUUUAAUGUGUUGAUUCGCCGGCGCCCCCUGCUGUAUGUGGUAGGACUCCUUAUUCCAAGCAUCUUCCUCAUGUUGGUGGAUGUGAUGAGCUUCUACCUGCCUCUGAACAGCGGCACACGUAUCACCUUUAAAAUCAGCAUACUGCUCGGCUACACCGUCUUCAGAGUCAACAUGGCAGAUGAACUGCCCGUCACUGCUGUCAGAACUCCACUCAUUGGAGUAUUCUUCGUGGUGUGCAUGGCCUUGCUGAUGCUCAGCCUGAUCAAGUCUAUACUGGUUGUGAAGCUGCUUCACUACAGUGAGAGGGAGGUCAAGGAAAUGUCAGUGUCUGCCUGCCUGCUGGACAAGUACGGCUCAGCUGGUCAUGUCUUUACUGAGAGUGCUUUAACAUCCAUCAAAACCCUCGACCACAUAAACCCGUCUGGAGACUAUGAGCUUGAAAACUCACUGGACGAGGAUCUGCUGUCCCUGAACGAAAUCCAGGAUGCUCCCUCUGGACUGGAGUGGCUCCUCAGAGAGCUGGUUUCCCUCCGUCUAGCUUUUUCCCAGGAGGACGGCGAGGCUUCAGCUCAGGGCGAAUGGCUGGCCCUGUGCUCCAAGCUCGACUGCUUCCUGUUCCGCCUUUAUCUGCUGGUUCUGGCCUUGUAUGCUGGUACUCUGCUCCUGCUCUGGGCUAGCUGGAGCUUUGCUUGAGUUGACUGCACAUUUAGACACUUACAACACUUCUUGCUUAUGUUCAUUAUAAUUACAAAGAUAUAAAUACUGUGCUGCUGUUGUGUAUAGAAUAAACCUGAUUUAACUAAAAAUACAGGCCACUUCAAGAAGUGCUCAUAUACAAUAGAAACAUAGAUUACAAUGCAGUUUAUUUGCAUAUAAUUAUAGUUGACCAGUGCUUUUAAAUGAUUAUGUGUUGCAAGUUUUGGCUGUUUUAGUUUUAAUCAAACUUUUGGACUUUAGGGGUCUAAGAACAGGAUGCGGUCAAACCAACCAUUAUAUAAAUUAUUAACAACUAAAACUGACAUUGAGAAAUGUUUACUAUUGACAGUGAGUGAUAUUUUUUAAAUAGCCAGUGCAGAUAUUUGCCAGAACUGCAGAAAUACAGUUGAAGUCGUCUGAAGCAAUAGCUGUUCCUUACAUAUGCUGCUUGCAUAACCUGCACUACUCUAGCCACCGUAGCACUGUAUUAUCAUUUUGACAAAGACAUUAUUAUAUCAGCUCUGUUAUUAUGUUUCCCGGCAGUGAAGAUUUACUCAGAGAUACUGUACAAUAAAGUAGCUCUCAGGAGAAAAUUCUCACUGCCAGUGUGAUGUUAUGAUAUUGUAUUCAUACUUUAAUCUCCAUCCUACUGCCACAAAAUGGAUCAGUGAAAACCUUUCAGAGCUCAGCUGCUGUGUCUCUAUUCCCUGGCGGUUUCCUAAUAGCCCUAAUAAGAAUAUCAAACGUGCACAGAAAACUUGCCAGUGGAACGAUCAAUAUUAAUGCAGUUGUGACGGUAUCAGCAAACCUCUUUUUCCAGUAUAUCUGGUUACAUGAUGUUACGAAACACAUCUGAAAAUAAAUCUUUCAUCAUUGCUUUGUUAUUGUCUCUAUGAGGCUUCCAGUGGAUUUCUGCACUCACUUUGUUUUGGAUAUAAAUGUAAUCUCUCGAUGUUUUUG